This is a messenger RNA of Cetraspora pellucida, 1506 nucleotides long. Lineage: Eukaryota; Fungi; Glomeromycota; Glomeromycetes; Diversisporales; Gigasporaceae. The record is from the annotation of a GenBank genome assembly.
AUGAAUGAUUUGUCCUCGUUCAAUCUCUCCUUACCUACCGAUGGAAAAACAAAAAACGCUCGUUGCGGAACAACCUCUUCUUUAAUUAGUAAUUGGCUUUCCUCUUCUGCGUACAUUAGUAUGCAGAAGUAUCGUCCUAUAGCAUAUAUUGGUGGAAUGACCUUGGUAGCGUUGGUUUCUAUGUGGAUUUUUAUGCAACAAACACAUAUAACCGAAUGUGAUUCUGAUUCGGAAGAUUCCAAUGAUCCUAAUGACGGUUUUUCUUCGAUUAGUCGGGAGAGAAUUACGAGCACCACCGGAUCCCGCAAAAGGACACGAGAUGGAACUUCUCAGAAAAUUAAGAUUAAUAAUUCGCCUAUUCCUGCCAGCAGAGAUUCUAAACAACUUAAAGAUGAAUUAGACCGUCCCCAGUCAAAAUUUCUAAAGUUUAGAACUCGCGGUGAUAUUAAUCACUUUAAUAAAAAAUCAAAACCUUCGUUGACCGAAGUUAAUAAUGAUAAUGUUACAAGUUCCCCAAUAAUUGGGUCUUGUGGAUGUGUUGAAGAUAAAACCGAGGCUUUUGAACAGAAUAAAAAUAUAAAUUAUCAAAAUUUACAAAUACUUGGCAAACGAUCUAGGUCAAGUCAAAGUAAUCGACAUCCCAACGGUCGCCUUCUUGCUGAAACUACUUAUAUUCACGAUACUUUCUAUACUAAUGCUAAACUGCGAGGUCAUAAAGCAGAUACUUUUAAAAACUUUGAUGAAGCCAAUGUCCGUAGAAUUGAGUCCGAAGUUAACAAUGCGAUCAAUGAUUUACAAGGUAGAAUUUCCAUUGCUCUUAAUAAAAUUAAAUCAACCCAAAUCGAUGAAGUUAUCUGUGAUCAUGAUGAUAUAAUGAACCUAGAACCAUCUCCAUUUCUAAGCACUCUAGAAAAUAUCGAACAAAGCAGAUUUGAUCGAGAUGCACAUAUUGCGACUCAACUCGAAAAACAGACAGAAUUAGAAGAUGAUGUUGAAUUUAUCCUUAAAAUGAUCAAAGGAUCAAAUUAUUCUGAUUCUAAUGGUGAGAAUUGGAUUAGUAAUAAUUAUUCUGAGAUCCCUGUGAAUGUUAACAACUCACCGAAAUCCGGAAAAAAAGUAGUAACUUUCGCAACACUUGCAUCAGAUAUUGGUCAAGCGUCCCAACAUAGAAUAUUAAGAAACUUUGAAAUACUUGAAAUUUUAAAACAAAAGGAGCUCACCGAGAAAAUUAUCGAAGGAAGUUUAAAAGGUGCACUCGAAAUUGUAAAAGCGCAAUCGUUGGCAAGGGCCCGAAGCACAAGGCGAUUAAAGCGACCACAUAAGAUAAGUUAUGAAAUCGAUGACGUUAACAAAAAGCUCCUGUAUAUUGAUUCGUGGCAGAAGGAUAUGAUUGAUAGGCUUGAUGGUUUAGAAUGUGAGUUUGAUGUUAUAGAAAAAAUGAUCGAUGACGAUCGGAUACUUACUGAAUCAUUUGAGGCCAAAACAGAUAAGGAUGGUGAAGGUUAA